Molecule: messenger RNA, 2405 nt
Organism: Coregonus clupeaformis (lake whitefish)
Lineage: Eukaryota; Metazoa; Chordata; Actinopteri; Salmoniformes; Salmonidae
Product: transcription initiation factor TFIID subunit 3-like
Exons: 4
Coding region: 544-1938 (464 amino acids)
Source: RefSeq, a predicted model, not a curated record
UACAUACAUGACAUAAAAUACACACAUCAAUAUAAAUGCAAAAUGCAAGCAGAAAGAAAAAAUAUUAUUAAAUUAUUGUGAGGUGUAGGCCAAUAUCAUUGGUCAGGCCUAGCCUAGAUAUAUGUGGAUUGACAGUACAGGAGGGCAUACUCUGACCAAUAUAAUAUUAUUGUAUGUGAAACUCACAUAAUAUUGGUCUAAAUUGGGUGCCAUUUUAUUGAUUAGGGGAUGAUGUAGCCUAAUAAUUGCUGUGAUGAGUUAUGCACAUAGAAUUAGAAUGUUCAAGGGAUUCUAAUUCUAAGGGGAUGCGUUUUAAUUGACUAUCAUGUUCAAAACCCAGUAUCCUGCAUCAUAAUAAAAUGAUGUCAUAAUUGCAUUCAAUUCUCAUCAUAGGUUCUAACCUUUGUGUUGGAGUGCAAACAGAUUAGGCUACUCAUAAAGAAAGGACUUGAAGCAUACUGAUGAUCCUAAAUUAACUGUGAAAUGUGUGAAUUAUUCGCCAUUUCAUCUCUUGAAUAAUUGUCCACAUUCAAGACAGUCAUCAUGGACUGUUUCUGUUUUCCUGCUCCAAUGAGAGUACAAUACCUUACUAGGCAGCCCACCGAGUCUCAGAAAGUGGGUCUCUUCAGAGAGAAGGUGACUCUGAUGUGGGAGGCUAUCAAAGUCCUGAAGAGUGACCAGGAAGCCAUGAUGGCUCAGCUCAAAAAGAGCCAGAAGAAACAGCAGAAGGAUGAGGAGCUGUUGCAUAAAAGCCAAUGGAAGCAGGGGAAGGACAACCAGCAACUCUGUUUGGUCAUCAGAAGGCUGGAGAAUAAGGUAGAUGUGGUGACCAAGGAGCUCUGGGCAGAGCUGAAGAGACUGGGAGAGCUGAUUGAGGAGAACAAGAAUGGUGCGGGCGACUCCUCAGCCUCCUUGAAACCUUGUUGGGAAUUCCCCAUUCCAGUGCCUCCCACUGGCCAGCCUAGGCCUACGUCAGGACGGCAUCAGUACUACGCCCAAUACCCAUGUGUCCCACACGUCAGAUCUGCAACCAACCAGAGUGUGUCUCAGACAGGCAGCUCACGUGUCCUCCCAGCUGGCCAGAGACUCCACAGACGCUCUCCUGUCCUACCCCCACUGGUUGAUCCUCCCAUGCCUAUAACACAUUGGUUUCCUGAUCUCUCUCCUCCCAAACGCCCUCUGCCGUUGCCACCUGCUAUUCUUGAGGAGCUAUACACAGACACAUCCUCAGACCCAGCCUUUAGACAGGAAAAGGUCAUUGAGGAGAUGAUGAAGAUACUAGAAGAGGAGAGGGAGAAGGAUAGGGUGGAUAUACUUGCGGUGGUGGAAAAAGAGAUGGAGAAAAAAUUGAAGAAAUUGCAGAGGGAGUCUCCAGCACAUAGAAUCCAGAAAACGGAGCAGGAAAUGGUAGAGAUGAUGAAGGCAAUAGAAAAAGAGAGGGAGUUGGAUAGGAUUGAGAUACUUGAAAUGGUGGGAAAAGAGAUGGACAGAAAAUGGAAGAAGAUGCAGAAUGUAGGUCAGAAAGAGAAGGUAGAGAAGCAAUUGACAGAGAAGGAACAGUGUAUAGGGGAUCAGGAAAAGAGGGAAGAACAGGAGGUGAACAACCUGAUAGAACAGUUGAUAGAAAGCCGGAAAUGUCUAGAUGAAAUGAAAAAUGAAAAGGCUAAAGGGGACUUAAAAUUGGCAGAGACAAACAAAGGAAAAGGUAGGCUGAAGAUCCUGGAGAAGUUGAGGAAGGAAAAAGAUAAGGAGGAGAAAUGUAAAUUGGAAGAAGAGAAAAAGAAAGAAAAAGAGAGGAUGAAGAUCCUGGAGAAGUUGAGGAAGGAAAAAGACAAGGAGGAGAAAUGUAAAUUGGAAGAAGAGAAAAAGAAAGAAAAAAGAGAGGAUGAAGAUCCUGGAGAAGUUGAGGAAGGAAAAAGACAAGGAGGAGAAAUGUAAAUUGGAAGAAGAGAAAAAGAAAGAAAAAGAGAGGAUGAAGAUCCUGGAGAAGUUGAGGAAGGAAAAAGACAAGGAGGAGAAAUGUAAAUUGGAAGAAGAGAAAAAGAGAGAAAAAGAGAGGAUGAAGAUCCUGGAGAAGUUGAGGAAGGAAAAAGACAAGGAGGAGAAAUGUAAAUUGGAAGAAGAGAAAAAGAAAGAAAAAGAGAGGCUGAAGAUCCUCGCGAAUGAGAUUAAGGCACAAGAACAGGAAGAUAAUCUUAGGUUUGAGGAAGAAAAGGAGAGAAUAAAGAACCUGGAGAAGGAGAGGAAGGAAAAAGAAAAGGAGGAGAAACUUAAACUUGAGAAAGAGAAAAAGAAAAAGAAAGAACAGGAGAGGAUAAAUAACCUGGAGAAAAAGAAAGCAAAAGUUGAGAAAAAGGUACAAAAGCAGGAAGAGAAAAAUAGAGAGCUUAAACUAAAGCUGAAGG